Closterium sp. Naga37s-1 is the source of this 2943-nucleotide messenger RNA. NCBI's taxonomy places the organism in Eukaryota, Viridiplantae, Streptophyta, Zygnematophyceae, Desmidiales, Closteriaceae. The record is from the annotation of a GenBank genome assembly.
AUGCGGAUCUUAUUUGGAGCGCGUCAGGCGCGCGCUCUUCCACGUGUUCCCGAUCCUGCAGUGGCUGUCGGAGACCUGGGAUACGCGCAACUGGCGCACGUGCCUCCAUUUCACGGGUGCUGCUCUCCCCGUGCCGGACCUAGGAUACGCGCCACUGGCGCACGUGCCUCCUAUCAACGGGUGCUGUUCUCCCCCAUCCCUCCUCCCCCCAUCCCUCCUCUCCCCCAUCCCUCCUCUCCCCCAUCCCUCCUCUCCUCUCUACAGGACCUAGGAUACGCGCAACUGGCGCACGUGCCUCCUAUCAACGGCCUUUACGGCAGCUUCAUUCCCCCAACCGUCUAUGCCAUCUUCGGCACAUCCCGCCACAUGGCCAUAGCACCAGUCGCCAUCGUCUCGCUCCUCAUGGGAGAACUCCUCUCCACCCAUUACAACCCCGAGUCCCAGCCCACCCAGUACCUCCGCCUUGCGUUCACAUCCACCUUCUUCGCGGGGGUGUUUCAACUGGCUAUGGGGCUGCUGCGGCUGGGGUUUGUUGUUGAUCUGCUGUGCCACCCGGUGGUUGUGGGGUUCAUGGGGGGUGCGGCGGUGACGAUUGGGCUGCAGCAGCUGAAGGGGCUGCUGGGGUAUGCGACUUUCACGACUAAAGCGAACGUGCAAUCUGUGUUGGGUUAUGUCUUCAACAACACGUACCUGUCCGGCACACCUGGUGAGUCCGGCACACCUGGUGAGUCCGGCAGACCUGGUGAGUCCGGCACACGUGGUGAGUCGGGCACACCUGGUGAGUCCGGCACACGUGGUGAGUCGGGCACACCUGGUGAGUCUGGCGUACCUGGUGAGUCCGGCACACCUGGUGAGUCCGGCACACCUGGUGAGUCCGGCACACCUGGUGAGUCCGGCACACCUGGUGAGUCCGGCACACCUGGUGAGUCCGGCACACGUGGUGAGUCGGGCACACCUGGUGAGUUCGGCACACCUGGUGAGUCCGGCACACGUGGUGAGUCGGGCACACCUGGUGAGUCGGGCACACCUGGUGAGUCGGGCACACCUGGUGAGUCUGGCACACCUGGUGAGUCCAGCACACGUGGUGAGUCCGGCACACCAGGUGAGUCGGGCACACGUGGUGAGUCGGGCACACCUGGUGAGUCGGGCACACCUGGUGAGUCGGGCACACCUGGUGAGUCGGGCACACCUGGUGCGUCGGGCACACCUGGUGAGUCGGGCACACCUGGUGAGUCGGGCACACCUGGUGAGUCGGGCACACCUGGUGAGUCGGGCACACCUGGUGAGUCGGCCACACCUUGUGAGUCGGGCAUACCUGGUGAGUCUGGUACACCUGGUGAGUCUGGCACACCUGGUGAGUCGGGCACACCUGGUGAGUCGGGCACACCUGGUGAGUCAGGCACACCUGGUGUGUCGAGCACACCUGGUGAGUCGGGCACACCUGGUGAGUCGGGCACACCUGGUGAGUCGGGCACACCUGGUGAGUCUGCCACACCUGGUGAGUCGGGCACACCUGGUGAGUCGGGCACACCUGGUGAGUCGGGCACACCUGGUGAGUCGAGCACACCUGGUGAGUCGGGCACAUCUGUUCAACUGGCGUGCAUUUGUCAUCGGCAUGGCGGUGCUUCUCUUCCUCCUCUCGCUCCGCUUCUUGCCCCACACCAUGCUCGAGAAGCCGCUUUUCUACCUCGACUGCCCACCAGAACACCAAAACUCCCUCUUCCCAUUUUCAAUACUCCCCAUCCAUCCAUCCCCUCCCCACACAUGCAUGCACAGGCCCACCAUUUCAAGCCCCAUCCGAGGCUCGGCAAGCCGCUCUUCUACCUCAACUGCCUCGGCCCGAUCCUCGCAGUCACCGCCACCUCCCUCGCCGUCUACCUCCUGGGCGGCGGCAACAAGCCCCCCUACAACAUCCCCACCGUCAAACCCCUGCCACCUGGCGUCGCCUCGUUCGGCUCGCUGACUCAGCUCCAGCUGUCGGGCCCUGAUUGCGCGGCUGCUGCGUCCAUAGGGAUUGUCGCGGCGCUGAUCGCUCUCGCGGAAGCGACUGCGAUUGCGAGGAUGUUUGCGACUUUGGAGGGUUACGAGGUGGAUGGUAACCGCGAGAUGAUCGCUCUUGGCAUGGCCAACAUCGGAGGCUCCUUCUCCUCGACUUACGUGGUCACCGGGUCGUUUUCGCGUUCAGCUGUCAAUUACAAUUCUGGGGGGAAAACCGCGCUGACCAACGUGAUUAUGUCGGCGCUCGUUUUAAUCACGCUCGUUGCAGUCACUCCUGCGUUUCAGUACCUCCCUACAGCCACCCUCUCAGCAAUCAUCAUAGUUGCUGUCGCGGGAUUGGUGGAUUUCACAGCCAUGGCCGUUAUCCUUAAAACAGACAAGCUCGAUUUUCUCAUCACUCUAGGGACUGCCUUGGGGAUUCUUUUUGUCUCCAUGGAAAUCGGACUCCUUAUAGGCGUCCUCGUUUCAAUGCUGAAGUUCUUCAUACAGGUGGCGCGCCCGAAGCUGCCGACUCUGGGGCUUAUAAAGGGUACGGGGGUGUACCGAAGUGUGGAGCAGUAUGGGGAUGCGGAGGAGGCGGAGGGGGUGUGGGUGAUGAGGGUGGAUGGGCCGCUGCUCUUCCCCUCUGCGAGCUAUGUGCGGCAGCAGGUGUUGAGAGCGGUGGAGAGGAGUGCACGUGGUGACGAGAAGAGAAUUACGCAUGUGGUGCUGGAUUGCACGUCAAUAACCGACAUCGACACAACAGCCAUUCAUGCUUUACAAGACCUGCUCAGCAUGUUGCACCGUCACCAGGUGCAGCUGGUGCUGACCAAUCCAGCCACUGUGCUGCUCCGAAAGCUAGCUCUUUCGGGGUUUGUGGAGGAGUUGGGUGAGGAGUGGCUGUUUUUCUCUGUUGCUAACGCAGUGGCGUUUUGCCAGUCAGUUGCGCAGAGCAACGGAGUGUGA